Molecule: messenger RNA, 444 nt
Organism: Aspergillus campestris IBT 28561
Lineage: Eukaryota; Fungi; Ascomycota; Eurotiomycetes; Eurotiales; Aspergillaceae
Exons: 1
Coding region: 1-444 (147 amino acids)
Source: RefSeq, a predicted model, not a curated record
AUGAGCUCCACUUCCACCGCCCCGGCUUCCGUCUCCACCUGCACCGGCAGCACUCGCUGGGACAUCCCCAUCAAAGAUGCCGCCUGCGCCGUCCCCAACACCGGAAACUACACCGACAUCAUGGACAAAUGCUGCGGCCCAGCCAAGGUCACCAAGUACGACAAGGACUGCGGCAUCUACUGCCUCGCACAGGAGCAGUCCCUUGGCGACCUGACCGACUGCUUCCGCGACAAGGGCGCCAAAGACGGCGAGUUCUUCUGCAACAAAGAAAAGAUGAACGCCACGGCUACGGCCGCCGUGCCAUCCGCAUCCAAGACUGAGAGCGCCGCCAAGGAGUCCGGCAGCGAGGGCGCUGCGGUCCAUGUUAUGCAGCCCGUGUCCAAGGGCGGACUGGGCGUGUUUGCCAUGCUGUGCGUGUCGGUCGUGCUGGGCGCUUUCGCGUGA